Messenger RNA from Dioszegia hungarica, 1887 nucleotides. Its product is annotated as putative glucosidase. NCBI's taxonomy places the organism in Eukaryota, Fungi, Basidiomycota, Tremellomycetes, Tremellales, Bulleribasidiaceae. Gene Ontology annotation, cellular component: endoplasmic reticulum membrane; plasma membrane. Bases 1 to 1887 code for a protein of 628 amino acids. Gene Ontology annotation, biological process: fungal-type cell wall organization; (1->6)-beta-D-glucan biosynthetic process. Gene Ontology annotation, molecular function: glucosidase activity. The record is from RefSeq and is a predicted model, not a curated record. The transcript has 6 exons.
AUGCCCCAGUUCGGCUCAUCUCCCGUCCAAAACGAGCCGUUACUCGGAAACGCCCAAGGCCCUGGCAUGUCCCAGCGCCUAUCAGAAUCAUCCCUCGCGUCUUACGACACACACCACACCAUGUCCAACCCCAACGGCCGAAUGGCCAACUCCUCCUCCACUCACUCCUUUUCCUCUGCAACUCCCCUCGGACCAGGCAACCAGCGCUUCGGGCCUACCGCGACCAUGCACCCUUCGACGCCCGGAAAAGAGGGACGCGCCAUCCCUGGGGGACUGGCCGCGGGCGCGGGCGGCGGCGGAGCCGCGGCCAUGAUGGAUGAUGAUGACCUUGACGACGCCCUGCAUACCUUCACCGCAAAGGACAAGAAGGAUCUCAGCUCGCCAUUUGAUAUCACUAGCGCGAGAGGAUGGGCGAACGCGCUCAUGCUGGCGACAUUGGCGGCGGCCAUUAUCACGCUUUUCGGCGCGUAUCCCAUCAUUUCAGCUUUCCAAAAUGGGCAGCUAGGGUUUGGGAGCAAUACCCCUGGGUACAAUUUGGGAGGAAUCAACUCGACUGGUCAAUACCCCGAAAUAGGCGUACCACGUCUACUAGACCCCGAAACACCGCAGAGCGCGUACACCAAGGUCGGAUAUGACAAUGAGAACUGGAACCUCGUGUACUCGGACGAGUUCAACACGCCCGGCCGGACAUUCUAUCCUGGUGACGACCCAUUCUGGGAGGCGAUGGAUAUCCACUACUGGCCUACGGGUGAUUUCGAAUGGCUGGACCCUUCGGCAGUAACCACCAAAGACGGCCACCUCGUCAUCACCAUGACCCAAGAGCCCAUCAACGACCUCAACUUCAAAUCCGGCAUGAUUCAAUCCUGGAACAAGCUGUGCUUCAACCGGAACGCGCACUGGGAGGUGUCGGUCUCCUUACCUGGAACGUCGGGUAUUGGUGGUUUCUGGCCGGCGUUCUGGACGAUGGGGAAUUUGGGACGGGCUGGAUACGGUGGAACAACCGAUGGUCUUUGGCCAUACUCGUAUGACACGUGCGAUAUCGGAACCCUCCCCAACCAAACCUACCCCAACAUGACCGGUCCCGUCGCUACGCUCACUACCGGUGACAACCAAGGACCACUCUCUUUCCUUCCCGGUCAGCGGUACUCUGCCUGCACGUGUCCCGGCGAAGACCACCCCGGACCAAGCAACAAUGUCGGUCGUGCCGCACCGGAAAUCGACCUGAUCGAGGCGCAGAUCAUCAUUGACCUCGCGGUCGGGGAGGUGUCGCAAUCCAACCAGAUUGCCCCGUACGAUGCCUUCUACCAAUACAACAACGCCUCCAUCUACUGCGACAUCGCCGACCUCGGAAUCUCCAAGUUCAACUCCUACAAGGGCGGAAUAUACCAAGAGGCCGUCUCGGUCCUCACCCAGGUCCCGUCCCGGAUUUAUCGGGAUCAGGUGGUCGGCGGGCGGCGGGGCGAAUUUGCCUCGUUUGAGCUCGAGUGGUAUGCCGAUUUCAAGAAUCGGAAGAAUGGGCAUAUAACUUGGGCGGUCGACGGGAAGCGCGCGUGGACCAUGUAUCCAGGAGCGAUCGCGGCGAAUCCGUUGACGGAGAUUGGGGAUCGGAUCAUUGCCGAGGAGCCCAUGUACAUGAUCUUCAACUACCACAUGUCAAACAAUUUCCAAGCCGUCAACUUUGCUCAAUUGACUUGGCCAAACGAGUACCGUGUCGACUAUAUCAGGGUGUACCAGCGUGGUGACGGUACAAUAGGAUGCGACCCCUCAGACCGCCCCACCAAGGACUUUAUCAACCGCCAUCUCGACAUCUACAACAACGCCAACAUCUCCCAGUUCUCGCAGACGGGGCUGGUAUGGCCUAAGAACAGGCUGGUGGAUACGUGCUAG